Molecule: messenger RNA, 603 nt
Organism: Penaeus vannamei (Pacific white shrimp)
Lineage: Eukaryota; Metazoa; Arthropoda; Malacostraca; Decapoda; Penaeidae
Source: RefSeq, a predicted model, not a curated record
AUGUCUCUUCGGCGGGCGUGGGCGGCGCAGGAGGAGGAGGAGGAGCAGGGCGAGGCUGGGUCCCUGGCCGAGGGUCUGGGCGGCGUCGGCGUGGUCGGUCCGGCGGGGGCGAGGAACAACAGGUCGGCGUCGUCCGUGUCGGGCGGCUGCUCUCGUCACGGUGAUCUGGCCCGGGCGGCGCUGGGCUCCGCUCGUCACUUCCAGCUGCUGCGUCGGGAGCACGCACACGGCGGCGGGCGGGGCGCGUGGCCUGCGGGCAGGACCUCCGGGGGCGGAGGGACGCGCCGCGAGGAAGCCGUGGACCGGGCGAAGGGAAAUACGUCGCGCUGCCGAGGGACUUCACCCGCCAGACGUCGAGGUCGUCCUCUUCCCUCGCGGGAGGGCCUGGCACGGGCGUCGACGCGGGCGGGAGAGGGCGUCCGGAGGAGCGCUCCGAUCCCGGCGCCCGAACGCAGCCGUAGCCGAGGGCCGAGCGACAGUGGGCGCCCCGACCCAGACGAGUCUCGCCGCCCUCUGACCUCUGCCCGCUGCUUGUUGACCCUGACCUCGAGCGCGGCGCUCAGCGACCCGGCCGGGAUCUUCUUUCAGCCUGAUAACCCUUGA